AUGAACAUAGUUGGUCCUUUGCAGCCCAGUAAUGGUUUUACUUAUUGCCUUACAAUUAUAGACAGGUUUUCCCGCUGGCCAGAGGCGAUUCCAUUGAUAGAUAUUACGGCCAGGACAAUAGCCAGAGCCUUCUUUGAUAAUUGGGUCGCUCGUUUCGGUGCACCUAGUAUUUUAACGACCGAUCAGGGUCAACAGUUCGAGGCACAGCUCUUUGCAGCCCUUCUCAAGCUUAUCGGAUGCAGACGCAUUCGUACGACAGCUUACCACCCCGCCGCUAACGGCAUGAUCGAGCGUUGGCACCGCACCUUUAAGGCGGCGAUCAUGUGCCAUAACACGCCGAAUUGGGUGGAGGUCCUCCCGACAGUUUUGCUCGGGCUGCGCACCCAUGUGCGUAUGGACACUAAAGCCUCCCCGGCCGAAUUCCUAUACGGCAAGGUACUGCGGAUCCCGGGAGAAUUCUUCCUCCAGGAGGAUUUUACACCGGAUCCCCAAAUUUUUGUAGAUGACUUUCGACAGCACAUGCGUCAGGUGAAGCCAGUACCGGUGGCACACCACUAUAAGAAGCGCGUUUUCCGAUUCAAGGAAUUGUCUGUCUGUUCGCACGUCUUCCUCCGCAAGGACGCGGUUAAAAAGCCUUUAGAGCCACCGUAUUCAGGCCCUUUCAGGGUAAUUGAAAGGACGUCGGACAAAGUCUACUCGAUCGAGAUAAACGGUAGACCUACAGCCGUUUCGAUCGAGCGUCUUAAGCCUGCUCAUUUUGUACCGGACGACGCUCUAGCCCCUGGCAAUCCGUCUACGUCCGACGCUACAGACAAGCCUCCUGCUUCGUCAAGCGUUCAACCGGGUUCCUUGAAAACGUAUACGGGCCCGAAAAAAAAGGUACAAAUUAGGCUAGACAAAAACACCGUACGGUUAUCCCCUCGCUAG
Messenger RNA from Vollenhovia emeryi, 927 nucleotides. RefSeq lists its product as uncharacterized. Lineage: Eukaryota; Metazoa; Arthropoda; Insecta; Hymenoptera; Formicidae. The coding region runs from base 1 to 927 and encodes 308 amino acids. Gene Ontology annotation, molecular function: nucleic acid binding. Gene Ontology annotation, biological process: DNA integration. The transcript has a single exon. The record is from RefSeq and is a predicted model, not a curated record.